CAACUCGGCUGACUAGGUUUUCCCAGCAAGCAGCUUCACACUCCGAGCCACCUCUUUAUUAUCUCCUCCCAGAUUAUUCUGCCCCUUUCUUGUUGACACAGGGCUUCACUUUGCAGCUCAGAGAUCCCCCUGCCUCAGCUUCCCGUGUGCUGGGACUUCAGGUGUAACCCACCACACCGAGUUUCAGCUUAUAUUCUUGAUUCCCUUCUGUUAACCAUUCUUUACCAAUUAGCCAGCUAUCUGCUAGACAUACGAUGAAUGUCACAAGCUUUCCCUCUGUGGCUCCUAGUUUAUGAUCUAUUCUUACUAUUUGACUAAAUCCACCAUAUCCUUCUUUUUUCCCUGCAUCUUUGGGGAUCCGUUUAAAGUGAACAUUUGAGAAGUUGAACUGAGUACUUUCCGACAUACUGAAAAACACCUGUCGUGGGAGUGACACAGGCCGGUGGCAGGUAUGAUCCAGUUGGCCUUGAACUAGUCAAGGCUUCACUCUCUGGGCCCAGAAUCUGCAUCUCAGAACAUUCAGGGGUCUCUCUGGGCCUUCUGCUCCCCAGUCCACCUCAGCCUUUAACAAGACUGCCUAAGCCACUCCAGAGCUCAUUCAAGGCUAUUCAUCUCUGAGAAAAGGUCACCCUUAAGCUUAUUGUGGUCUGGAAAUGAUUGUGACAAAAUUGUCAUUGUAACAACUUCCUUGAAGAGAUUUCAAGCCCUUUAUUACCCAUACAAUAGUUGAGCUGUUAGGGACAGAACAAUAACACCCCUUGAAAUGCAGGCGACACCUGCUUCCUGGUGGUUCUCGGCUGCUCAGUCUCUCCAAGUUGUAGGUGAACAAAUGGCCUCUUUGGUCACCAAGGCCAACCUGAGUUGUAGGUUGAGUGCCAGAACAGAUGGGGGAUGGGGGAGGGCUGGGCUGGUUGACUUGGCCCAGAGAAGAGGGCAUGGCGGGCCAGGUUACAAACAUGGGGUUAUGUACUAUUCCGUAUGUGUAGGCAGCAGGAGACCAGGGUUAGUAGGAGCAGGAAACUGAGCCCCACACCUGAGGUGGUAGAGAGAUAUGGAGGAGCCAGGGAAGCAGAGACCAUCUCGGGCGGGAAUAACAAACAGACGAUAUAGGAGGUAAGGGUGGGGAACAGCAGAGCAGGAGGCCAGGAAGAUUCAGCUCCGCAUGGGCGGGCUAGACACAAACGUGAUCAGAACAACGGGCUCCUGUCUAGAGUGUAAGUGUGCAUAUUGCAAAGCAAGCGGAGAUUGGAGAAUAGUGGGCAGGAGUAGCAACAGGUGAUAAACCAGCAUUGGAAACAGCCUGGCCACUGGUCCACAUAACCCCUAGCCUGGUCUCUGAUGCUUGUAGACACUCGGUAAUAAAGCAAGUCCUUUUCUUUCACCACUACUUCAGAGAGGGCACCUUCUCCACCUGCUGCCUACCGAAGAUGGGCUGAUCCUGUGAAUUUGCACAAGGAGUAAGCCUUGUCUACAUGCCUCCUCCUCCUAAGGGAAAUGCUAAUCGCCAAGAAAAGCGACUCAUUUCUGUGAAUCCCUUUAUCUUAGUUUCCGAUUCGCAGUCUCUUUGUGGUUUCGUUGAGAAGAGCUUAAUCUGGAUGUGAUGUGUAAUUCACAGCUACUUGGCUAAGACCAGGCAGAAACAUUCAGACCCUGAAUGAGGCUUUGGCCCAAACAGCAUUCUAUGCUGGGGCUUUCAAGUAAGGGCAGUGACAGACCACAGUCACAUCUAGGGAAGUGAGUGCUGCACGGGUCCCUGACUUUCCAUACCUCCCUGUGAGAACUGGCUCCCCCAAGUAACCUGUGGCCCAGAGGACCGCCGCAGUGGGCCACUGAGGACCACUUAAGUCAGGACCUCAACUCACCUCGGACCUGGGGCUCCUGCCCUCCGGUAGGCUGGGCUUUCUGCCCCGCCCUCCUGCCUGAUGACAUCAUGUUUAGGGUUGAGUCGCGGCAUUAAAAAGCAGCCUACAGGCAGCCACGAGUCUACACAACCAACGUGCACGUCUUGGUCCCAGGCUAAGUGCACACUGUGCUGGUGCGCCGCUGCCAGCUCCGAGCGCCCCACAGCUCCGAGUGAGUGGCAGCUUUGAGUCGCCAGGACAAAGAUGCCUCACCGCAGCCUGCGCGCGACUGUCGUCCUCCUGUUGGUGAUCCUUAAGAAGCAGCCUUCCAGCUCAGCCCCACUCAACGGAUCCAAGUGGACCUAUGUUGGUCCUGCUGGGGAAAAGAACUGGUCCAAGAAGUACCCAUCGUGUGGAGGCCUCCUGCAGUCCCCGAUAGACCUACAUAGCGACAUCCUUCAGUAUGAUGCUAGCCUCGCACCCCUCCAGUUCCAAGGUUACAAUGUGUCUGUUGAAAAGCUGUUGAACCUGACCAAUGAUGGCCAUUCAGUGAGACUGAAUCUGAACUCAGACAUGUACAUCCAGGGUCUCCAGCCUCACCACUACAGAGCAGAGCAGCUGCACUUGCACUGGGGGAACCGCAAUGACCCCCAUGGCUCUGAACACACCGUGAGUGGGAAGCACUUUGCUGCCGAGCUGCACAUUGUCCAUUAUAACUCAGACCUGUACCCUGACUUCAGCACCGCCAGUGACAAGUCCGAAGGCCUCGCUGUCCUUGCUGUUCUUAUUGAGAUAGGCUCCGCCAAUCCAUCAUAUGACAAGAUCUUCAGCCAUCUUCAACAUGUUAAGUAUAAAGGCCAACAAGUGCUCAUCCCAGGCUUCAACAUUGAAGAACUUCUGCCCGAGAGCCCUGGCGAGUAUUACCGCUAUGAAGGGUCCCUGACUACACCUCCUUGCUACCCUACCGUGCUCUGGACAGUUUUCCGAAACCCUGUGCAGAUUUCCCAGGAGCAGCUGCUGGCUUUGGAGACAGCUCUGUACUUCACACACAUGGAUGAUCCUACCCCCAGAGAAAUGAUCAACAACUUCCGGCAGGUCCAGAAGUUCGAUGAGAGGCUGGUGUAUAUCUCCUUCCGACAAGUAGGACUGCUUACCAACACAGGACUGAGUUUGGGUAUCAUCCUUUCAGUGGCCCUGGCUGGCGUUCUUGGCAUCUCCAUUGUUCUGGCAGUGUCUAUUUGGCUCUUCAAAAGGAAGAAGAGCAAAAAAGGUGACAACAAGGGAGUCAUUUAUAAACCAGCCAUCAAGAAGGAGGCUGAGGUCCACGCCUGAGGUCCCUGGCAGUCUCAGACAUCCAAGGAAGGACCUUGCUUUGGACACUCCAUACUUUGGCUCUCUGGACACUUGAAAUACCUCCAGCUGUUCUCUUGAGCUCACCUGUAUCCCCUCCCCCCAGACUCUUGUGAGGUUCCAGCUGGGCCUCCCCUGCUCUGCUGUCACAGCCACCCCAGGGUGACCAGUGAGUGGGAUGAACUGAACUAGGGGGCAGGAGUUUUGAGUGGAUUUCUCCAGCUGUAUGAGAUGGCUAAAGAUUCUGAAUUUUGGGUCACAAACCUAACCUGCUGGUGGGCCAUUGUGGUUUGGAAAACACUUCCAUCCUGGGUUCUUCCUGGUCCAUCUCCAGGGCCCUGAACAUUCUAGCUAUUCUCUGACCUUCCAGACUAGAACAUGUACCCUUUGCUUAGGUGACACUUUUGAAACUCAGCUUCAUCCCUCAGGGAGCAGUUGUCUUCCUUGGCUUUCCUUCUGCUCUGACAGACUGCCAGCAAGCCUGGCCUCACACCUAACGGGGAAGAACUGAGACAGGAAGUAUGAAAUUAUCAGAAAGAAAGGACAACUAUAAUAAACUAGGGCAUUUUUACAGUCCCAUCUUUUGGGUUACAGACAUUGACCAAGCCUCACUCAAGUUUUAUUCCUUAGUGGGGAUGAAAGGGAGACAGAGAAUGAGGGAAGCAGAGGGAACAGGAAGGCGUACAUUGUCCAGGAGUCUUCCUUUGUAGUCAGAACUGGAACCAAGAUAUAAUGUGGGGGGAAAAGUCUAUGUUAUCACUUACUUGGCCUCAGGAAGAGGACAGUUACACUUUAUAUUCCACUCCAUUACUUGAAAAUGAAUUACUCCCUCUGUCUUGUAGUAGAUGUGAGUUCUGGAAUAAUCUACCCUGUUUUGAACCCAUGGGAAACAGACAAAAGCAGACUACGGGACAGCUCUGCCUCCUUUGCCCAAAUGUCAGUUUUACCUUGUCUGAUCUUCCUCCUGCCCACUCAUUGUCAGGACUGUCUACUCCUCUGGCUGUGGAGAGGUCUAAAUAAUGUUUAGGUAAAAUGUAUUUUCAUACUAUCAAAGCAGAAAGCUAUCUGUGUAGAACUAAGCUUGGUCCUGGUAUUUAAGUCCUGAAACCAAUAGCAUGUUUCUAAGAAUCUCCCUGUUCUUCCCCCUCAGUCCCAUGGUUUCUGGGAAUGCUUAUUCCCUUCUUCAUGUUCUUUCCAUAGAGGUGAGAACCCUGUGGAGAGCAGUCAGUUCCAUGGCUCAAAAGAAGUCUCAGCCACCAGCCCCUAAUUGCUAGCUCCUUGCAGUUCAUAGGGAGUUCUCUGAUUUAGUCUCAUUUUGACAGCAUGGAAUGUCCUCUUGAAGAACAAGGUUUAUAUAUUUUUUUCCUUCUUCUAUCCCUCCCUCCUUCUGACUUGAUAAAAAUCUCUUCUGCUAUCAGAAUGUUUCAUGGUGGCAGCUGUGUGUGCAGGAUACGUGCAUGCACACAAAACCUCUGACAGUCUUGGAGUCUGGGUGGCACCCUAGCCUUGGGACCAAUGGCGUCACCACAGUAAGGACAAGCCUCAAGAAGAAGCAACACAAUUUAGUUUCCUGAGCUUGGUCCAGGAUUGUCGGCCAAGAGCUGGCAUAAAGCAGUCCAGGGCAGCAAGACUGUCCUAAAGAAGUGUAUACACUAACAAGUUAUCUGAGAGUGCAGCGUGGUCAUCAUAGCUGGCACGAGGACUGGUCAGAAAAGGAGAGGUGCUAGGAGGCAAAAACAGUGGUGUUUCUCCUUCCCUCUUCCCCUUCAGCACGGUCCAGCUAUUCAGUGCUCGUUCAACCCUCAUGGCUGAGACAAAACAAAGCCAAGGAGGCAGAAAGAGUGCUCCAAGAAUCAGCGCUGUCAACCUUUAACUCCUGAAGAUGCAGAUUCAAAAUCAUUCUGUGAACACCUGGCCACCACUGAGGGAAACCAGUGCUGUGGUAUUUGAUGCACAGCUCGCCUUGCGCUCCUUAACUCUGCCGUGCGAGGUGCAAGGUGGGUGCCUAGGAGAACCUGGGUGGGCACAGGGCUGGGCACAGGGCAGGUGGAGAUGACCAACACAAUGCGUGGGUGGAUGGGGGCACACACUGGGGACCCGAGGAAGGCACUGGCUUCUGCAAUGUUUCUUCUGCCUCUUACAGGAGAACUUGAGUCUCUGUUCUUUUUUAGUAUCCAUCUUCUGUUAUCGUAAAUCCUGUAUCCAUGGCUUUAAUAGACAUUCUAAAAGUUGCUGCACUGACAGUCUUAAUAAUAUUUCUAUCCCUCUCCCUCUCAAUACUCUUUGAAGACCUCCUGAUUGGCCCUGAGGAAGUAUCCAGGGUAACAGUAUUCCUGGGUCCCUGUCCCUCAGCCCAUAGGCCACUGUGAUAAUUGUCUGCUCAGCAUUUCCAUAUUUAUUGUACCAAUGAUUGUAAUGAAAAUAUACACUGAAAGUUUAAGAGAUUAUAAUAAAAACGUUUUUCACAUCA
Messenger RNA from Mus musculus (house mouse), 5661 nucleotides. It is a transcript of the gene Ca12, whose product is annotated as carbonic anhydrase 12. Lineage: Eukaryota; Metazoa; Chordata; Mammalia; Rodentia; Muridae. Gene Ontology annotation, molecular function: zinc ion binding; carbonate dehydratase activity. The record is from RefSeq and is a predicted model, not a curated record. The coding region runs from base 2106 to 3173 and encodes 355 amino acids. The transcript has 11 exons. Gene Ontology annotation, cellular component: membrane; plasma membrane.